Molecule: messenger RNA, 2305 nt
Organism: Coregonus clupeaformis (lake whitefish)
Lineage: Eukaryota; Metazoa; Chordata; Actinopteri; Salmoniformes; Salmonidae
Gene: b3galt4
Product: UDP-Gal:betaGlcNAc beta 1,3-galactosyltransferase, polypeptide 4
Exons: 2
Coding region: 518-1639 (373 amino acids)
Cellular component (GO): membrane
Molecular function (GO): N-acetyl-beta-D-glucosaminide beta-(1,3)-galactosyltransferase activity
Source: RefSeq, a predicted model, not a curated record
AUAGUCCUACAUUUAAAAGAGACACGCACGACCACAAGCAGUCUAUCUGAAAUACGCACAUUUGCAUGAAGUGACCUUAUCAGUCUAUCUUCAACAUUAAGUGCAUGGUACAGCCUGCAUCCGGACGCGACGACAUUGUUACUGCAUUAUGCUCAGUGGGGAAAAUUUGAAGCUACACAAUAUUGCGGAGGGUAACAGAACCAUGGACAGGAUGUGUUGACACAGUCGUCUUCAUUGGAUUCAAGCUUCCCGGUCCCGCUCUGGAUACAGUGAUGCAGCACUGAAUGGCCCACUCGCGCCACCUGCAAAGUGACAGCAUCCCUGAAACACACACCAACAACCUGGAGAGUUAUCCGCUGCCAACCAACUGAGGUUCGAGAAAGCCAUCCUAGAGACAGCAGGAAGUAAAACGAGGAAAGAUAAGUUAUAGAGCUGGAGUGAAAGAAGACCGGAGGAUAAAGAGAGAAGGGGUGAGUUGUGGAGCUGCCUGAGUGCGGCAGUGUGGAGGUUGGCGGUCAUGGUGGGGCGGGGGCUAUGGGUGUGUAAGCCCCGCUUUGGGAAGCGGGGGGGCCGGUUCGGGGUGGUGCCUGCUCUCUGUGUGCUGAUAGUCAGUGCUGCCCUGCUAGCUCUGCUCUUCGUGGACUCCAUUGAGUCAUGGGCCACCUCCAUGAACAUGAACACAAUGGUAGAGGCGCAGGGGGGGAUCAUACCCCCACAGAGUGUCCCCCCAACCAGACCCGAGGAGUAUCUCCUUAUGCCCAGCCCUCUCGUCUGCCAGCGUGCCAAGCCCUACCUCAUUGCCAUGGUGACCUCCGCCCCAGCCAAUCAGAGGGCCCGCCAGGCCAUCCGGGACACGUGGGGUGGGGAGGUGGAGGUCAGGGGUCAUAGGGUCAUGACCUUGUUCAUGGUCGGGGUGGCCUCUGACCCCGGGCUAGCCAAGCUGCUGAUAGAGGAGGCCCGGGAACGAGGGGACCUGAUCCAAGGGCGCUUCUGGGACUCCUACUCCAACCUGACCCUGAAAUCCCUCUCCAUGCUGAGCUGGGCCCGACGCUUCUGCCCCCAGGCCCACUUCCUGGCCAAGGUGGACGAUGACGUCCUGUUCAACCCCGGGGCCCUGCUGCGCUACCUGAACAGGAGCACCGUGACCAACACCUACGAGCAUGGGGACCUGUACCUUGGCCGGGUCCACCUCCACGUGGCUCCAGACCGAGACCCAGACAGUAAGCACUACCUCCCGAGAGGGGCGUACCCUGCCUCUGUCUUCCCCGACUACUGCAGUGGCACUGCCUACAUCCUCUCUCGCUCCGCCCUGCUCAAGAUCUCCCUGACGGCUGCUGCCUCACCUCUGCCCACCCCUCUGCCCCCCGAGGACGUGUUUGUGGGUUUGUGUGCCCGUGCGGCUGGAGUGCUGCCCUCCCACUGCCCGCUGUUCUCUGGCGGGCCCGCAGUACCCUAUGGGCGUUGCUGCUACCAGGCCAUGGUGUCCAUCCACCACAUCUCCCCCAGAGAGAUGCUCCGGUUUUGGGCUGACAUCCGCUCUCCUCCCCCCUGCUCCUGGCUGGGCCUGCGCGCCUCCCUGGGGGUCUGUAAAGUCCGGGCCAUGCUGGGGACCUUUCUGGGGGUGGAGCAGGGGCUGUGAGGGGGGGUGUUGCUGUGCCUCUGCCAGGAUUUCAAUACUGUGAAUAGCACAAGCGCUCUAUUUAAUUGGCUAUGAUAAGGAAUCACUCUGCACUAUGAAAAUGUGCUUUUAUUUUUAUAGCUUUUUAGGAAUACUUGAAUGUAUUUUAUGUUAUGUUAUAAUGCUGGCAUUUUGUCAAAGCUGAAGGGAUAAGAAUCAGUAGUUGAAGGGAAUUAGUGUGAAGAUAUAUUUACGACUGUUAGAACAGACACAUACUGUAGAUAUGUAAAUAUUACUGACCAGGAAACACAUAACCUACAGGAUAUUUGCCAUUAGCGUAAGAAUUUAGAGUAAUGUUAUCAAUGCAUAAUGGAACUAACGUUCUACUAAUGAUUGCACAUUUCAAGACAAGCAUACAGUAAUCAGCUUACUGUAAGACUGAAACAACCUGCAAAAGGACUUCGUAGCUAUACUGGAGAGAGCCUAUAUACUAUGUAAGAUUACUAACUGCCUAAGUAGACUCAAGUUGCUUUCACCUCAGUUAGGAAAAAUUAGCACUAAAGAUGCAUGAAGUCGCCAAAAUGCAACUAACUCGUGCUUCCACUUUAAUAAGUGUGGCACAGCGGUCUAAGGCACUGCAUCUUAGUGCUUGAGGCGUCACUACAGACCCCCUGGUUCGAUUCCAGG